Messenger RNA from Mizuhopecten yessoensis (Yesso scallop), 858 nucleotides. RefSeq names its product circumsporozoite protein-like. The transcript has a single exon. The coding region runs from base 1 to 858 and encodes 285 amino acids. Lineage: Eukaryota; Metazoa; Mollusca; Bivalvia; Pectinida; Pectinidae. The record is from RefSeq and is a predicted model, not a curated record.
AUGGUCCUGCCUUGUUUAUCUGGCACCUCUAAUCUGUCUGUUAAUCACGCCACCUCUAAUCUGCCCUUUAAUCACGCCACCACUAAUCUGUCUGGUAAUCAUGCCACCAAUAAUCCGUCUGGUAAUCAUGCCACCACUAAUCUUGCUGUUAAUUACGCCACCACUAAUCUGUCUGGUAAUCAUGCCACCACUAAUCCGUCUGGUAAUCAUGCCACCACUAAACUUUCUGUUAAUUACGCCACCACUAAUCUGUCUGGUAAUCAUGCCACCACUAAUCUGUCUGUUAAUUACGCCACCACUAAUCUGUCUGGUAAUCAUGCCACCACUAAUCCGUCUGGUAAUCAUGCCACCACUAAUCUUUCUGUUAAUUACGCCGCCACUAAUCUGUCUGGUAAUCAUGCCACCAAUAAUCCGUCUGGUAAUCAUGCCACCACUAAACUUUCUGUUAAUUACGCCACCACUAAUCUGGCUGGUAAUCAUGCCACCACUAAUCCGUCUGGUAAUCAUGCCACCACUAAACUUUCUGUUAAUUACGCCACCACUAAUCUGGCUGGUAAUCAUGCCACCACUAAUCCGUCUGGUAAUCAUGCCUCCACUAAUCUUUCUGUUAAUUACGCCACCACUAAUCUGUCUGGUAAUCAUGCCACCACUAAUCUGUCUGUUAAUCACGCCACCACUAAUCUGUCUGGUAAUCAUGCCACCACUAAUCCGUCUGGUAAUCAUGCCACCACUAAUCUUUCUGUUAAUUACGCCACCACUAAUCUGUCUGGUAAUCAUGCCACCACUAAUCUGGUUGCUAAUCACGCCACCACUAAUCUGUCAGGUAAUCAUGCCACCACUAAUCUCCGUGUUAAUUAA